Dovyalis caffra is the source of this 183-nucleotide messenger RNA. The record is from the annotation of a GenBank genome assembly. NCBI's taxonomy places the organism in Eukaryota, Viridiplantae, Streptophyta, Magnoliopsida, Malpighiales, Salicaceae.
AUGGGUUGUUUUCUUUUGGUACGUCUCUCUAUAAUACGAGACCCAUCAACGAAUUUCUCGGAUCUGAUGGGUAAUGGAGGCUGCUUUGUCUUAUCAGUAGCGCAUUCAAAAAGAAUUUGUCUGCAGUUUGCACUCAUUGAAAAUCUCUCAAGAUCAUUUGAGCUGGGUAGACUCGUCUCGUGA